GAGAACCAGUCGUCGUCGUCGUUGCAUAGAAGUUAAAAUCGUGCUUCGCGAAUGUGUUGAGGAUUCACAGCUCGGAAAUCACAUCAUCAUCGCGUCGAAUACUGCUAAUUUCCCAUUCCCAGUGAGCUCAAAACAGUGAUUACGAUUGAAGAUGCAGCAACAGCGACCUUGAUUCCAGCGAAAAAAAAAACUUUGUUUUGAAAUUUUGGCCAGAGAAAAAAGUGUUGUGAAACUUGUUCCAGAGUCGGCUGACAGCAGCAGCAAGUCGUAAUAACGGGAAUUCCCGUCCUCUUUUGGGAUCAUCUGCCAACACCAAGCAGCAAAAUGCCUCCGUGUCAAGGCCCUUGCGCGAGGUCAACGGUGUUCGCGCUAGUGCUGCUGGCCUUGGCCACCGGUGUCCAGUUGGCUCCCCCCGGGAUUCCGUCGGCACCUUCCGGCGAACUGACCGCCGCUGGAGCCAGCAACAUCGCACCUCCAGUCAAAUCCGGAGAUGCGACCACGACGACGGUGAAAUCGGUCCCCACCUCCGUCUCGAAUGAUCUACUGGAUUACCAGAAGCUGGAAUUUUUGGCCGUUUGCCUGGCCAGAGAUGUCAAAAAGCCGGACGUUCUGCUGUGCAAUCUCUACCGGAACCUGACGACGGUGCUGACCGCUCGCAAGCAGAACCCGGUCACGGUCAAAACCGUCCAGGACAUGCUCGCCGGACCAGACGCCUCCGGAGGAACGGACAAAUUCUGCGAAAACCUCACACCGGUGCUGCAGGCCCUCCGCGAGAAGGCCACUUCGGGCAACGAGCGCUUACAAUUCGAAGCGAAGCCGCUGGAGCGGGAAGCCGUCUGUGCGAAUCUUUGCCUCCCGAUGGACGAGGUGGAGUUUCACCUGACGCUGAAACCCAUCUGCCGGGUGUUGCUUUGGGGGUUCCGCCAGUUGCUGCUGCCUGAGCCGACCGCCGGGGAGACGGUGGAAGUGCAGGCAGCAGAAAAGGUGGUCAUUCCACCGCUGAUUGACCAGGGUUUGAAGCUGGAAAAGGUGGUGGAACCAAAGGCUGACACCGCUACGAAGCCCGUAGCCGCCAAACCGGUUCAGCAAACUUCCGCCGCCGCCACCGCUCACGUCACACCCUCGACCAAUUCCGCCUCUGCCAUCGCCAAUGCCCCUCCGGCAAGGGAAGCCGCUGCCAAGGCGGACGAAAAGGACGAUUCGCAAAAGAUUGCUACCGUGGAAGAGAAAACCCUGGCGGAAGAUGAGGAAAAUGGGGCAUUUUUGGACCAGGAAACAAAGAACCAGCAAAAUAUUGAGGACAUUGUGGGCGGAGAGGGUGGCGUGAAGGAGAACAUGGACACCGGAGAUGAGGAUGCGAUGUAUCCGGGGGAGGACAGCGAUGAGGACCCGUCGAUGGACACGAACGUUCCGACGGCGGCGGGUGGAGCUGCUGUGGCAGCAGGAUCUGCCCCGAAGGAGAUGGCCGUUCGCGAGAAGCAGCCGGAACCGCUACCUCGGCUGGACAAGGAAGACCUCAGCUUGAGCGACGUGCAGCGCGAAGAACUGCCGGUGGAUCCGUUCUUCGAGGAGGGCGAUUCGAACUUUUUCUCCUACUUUUUGCUCGUCAUGUUUGCCUGCAUCGUGAGCUACGUCGCGUACCACAACAAGUCCAAACUGCUAGCGCUCGCCCUCGAGGGUCGACGGUCUAGUACGGGCCGCGGUGGGUUCAGCAAGGGCCGGAAGCAUACCGCCGCCUACCGGAAGCUGGACUCGAACCUGGAGGAGGCGAUCAUGUCCAACUCGGCGGCCAGCAGCCGGUCGCAGCAGCAAAUCAUCUACUAAAACAAAGAUUUCGAGCAAUUUCACACACACACACACAUUUCACGUGCAAUCAUCUCAUCAAUUCAUUUUAGGGAGGCUUGGCUAAGCUGCGCUCUCUGUCGCUUUUGCGUUCCGUUCUUAACUUAUCUACAUCGUGGCCCAUUACUCGGUUUAAUUCGUCGCAAACGCCUUCAAACACACAUAUGAGCAACACAGAAUACAUAUUGGAGAAGCAAAAACAAAAAAAAGCAAAGUUCGGCAGCGGCCGCUUUCGAACCACGCAAUGAAAGCUGCUUGAUCUGCGCGCGCGUUGCUACUGCUGCCGCAACAAGAUUUUUUGAUGAUAAUAACUACUUUUAGGGAGGCAAAAGAAAACACGGUAUAUCAAAUAUCGCGCGUAGUAAUCGUCCUGUACAUAGAGAAGAAAGGAGUAGAAAGAAGCGAAUUUGAUUGAUGAAGCAUACGCGCCAACUCUCCGGCGUCGCGGUAGUGUUUGACUGUUCGUUUCCCCGUAUUUUGUGUUUCCGCCCAAAGCGCGUGCUUACGAGAGGAGAAGAAUGCUAGAACAUCCCGGUUUUUAUUCGUUAAAUUAAACUAACCCGAUUUGUAAGUUUGCAUGAAAAGGGGAAGCUUAGUUGAAGAAGAUUGGAGGAAAACUUCUGUAAGAUUUUUACAAAAUAAAGAGAAAAGUAUAAAGAGUAA
Culex pipiens pallens (northern house mosquito) is the source of this 2505-nucleotide messenger RNA. RefSeq lists its product as uncharacterized. NCBI's taxonomy places the organism in Eukaryota, Metazoa, Arthropoda, Insecta, Diptera, Culicidae. The record is from RefSeq and is a predicted model, not a curated record. The coding region runs from base 325 to 1824 and encodes 499 amino acids. The transcript is spliced from 2 exons.